Molecule: messenger RNA, 3755 nt
Organism: Mytilus californianus (California mussel)
Lineage: Eukaryota; Metazoa; Mollusca; Bivalvia; Mytilida; Mytilidae
Product: integrator complex subunit 2-like
Exons: 22
Coding region: 87-3515 (1142 amino acids)
Biological process (GO): snRNA 3'-end processing
Cellular component (GO): integrator complex
Source: RefSeq, a predicted model, not a curated record
AUAAAACAAAAUGGCUGCCCCCAUGGAAAAAUUUGAGUGCUAAAAUUUUAGUAAAUUCUUAACAUUUUUGAGGUUAACCAAUAACAAUGCAGAACCUAAAGUGUAGUGUGAAGCCAGAAAUCUUCAGAGCAGUACGAGAUGUUGACAUCUCUUCACUGAGUGAUUCGAAGGAAUUUGAUUUGCGUCCAGUUCUUCCAUGUCUUGUUAGAAUGGCUUUGUGUAAACCACUUGAUGAGAGCUCCAACUGGACAAAAGCUAAAAAAGAAGUCUUAAAAAUCUUAUCUGGGAUUGAAGUUGUGAAUGGCAUUGUGGCAUUGCUAUCUAUUGAUUUUCAUGCUUUAGAACAAGACGUAAAAAAAGAACAACAGCUCAGGACAAAGAUUGGUACAUCACAGACUGACAGUGUCCUUAUAUCUCAGUUACAGUGUGGGCUUGCUAUGGAGUUUGAAAGAAGUGACCAUGCUCGUAGAAUUCGCCUGUUGUUAAGUGAACUUCUCUUUGUAGCAUCACAGAUGAAGGAAAACAAGGCAGAAUUUUAUUUCAAGUCUUCAGAAUUACUGGAGAGUAUUGUAUACCUUGAGGAAGUAUCUGAUGUCUUGUGUAUAGCACAAGCAGAGCUUCCUACUUUACUUCAAAUAAAAGAUGUUGCAGAGACAUUAUUGCAUUUACCAAAUGGAGGCUGGUUGUUGUGUCGUUUGGUGGCUAACUCUCCUGACAGCUUUAAAGAAGUUUGUACCAGUCUGGUGGCUAAUGGAGAAACACAAGAUGAAGAAUCAAUGAGUGGAAGAAGGAGAAUGGAAGUCUUGUUGAAUCUGUGUACCAUGAAUCCUGGAGAAAUGUUAAACAUCAGGGCUCUUUGUGUUGAACAUUGCACAAUGCCUGGUUUAGCUGUGGCCUUAACAUUGUUGACAAGUAAAGAUUAUCACGGUGUCGCUAUGGAUAUCAAAGAUAAAACAGCUGAUGUUAUUGCUUUUGUAUGUGGGUUGUUGCUAAGCAACAAUUUAAAUGUUAGGAGCUGGUUUUCACAAUAUGUAAAACUAGGUCAAAAAAAAAGACAGGAUCCUCAGGCUUCCACUCUGCAGGCACUAAGACACCACCUAUUAGAACAUCUUGUAUCUAUACUACCAGCAGGACGAGAACCCAUCAGUGAUACAUUACAGGCCAGCUCCUUUAUCAGGCUAUACUGUGUACUGAAGGGAAUGGGUGGACUAAAAUUUUCUGAUGAAGAAAUGAGAUUACUUUUGAGACUAGUAACAUCACAUCCACUACAGAAUAAAGCUGGAUCAAGAUUUGUCUCCCUUGGAUUGUCAAUGAUUAUGUUGUGUCCUUAUCUUCUCACGAAUGGUGAACAAGAGAAGCAUGUUAUAGAAUGGAUUAGAUGGCUGAUGGACAGACAAGAGGAAUUUGAACAAACUGUUGGUGAUAGUUAUGGAGAAAUGUUAUUUUUGAUUGCCAUUCAUUUCCAUAGCAACAAUACAACUGCCAUUGGAGAAUUAGUUAGUUCUACCUUGGGCAUGAAGGCUCCAGUGAAGGGAAAUGCAUUAUCAAGAUUAAGACAGAUAUUUACUCAGGAGAUAUUCAAAGAACAGGUUGUAACUACACAUGCAGUCAAGGUACCAGUCACACCUAAUUUGAAUGGUCAUAUGACUGGAUAUCUACCAAUCAACAGUGUUUAUCAGCUUCUGAAAACAAGGUCCUUUUCAAAGUACAAAGUUCCUAUAAAAGACUGGAUCUACAGACAGAUUUGUAGUAGUGGGUGUCCACUCCACAAUUUACUACCAUCCCUUAUUGAGGUCUAUGUGAACUCAAUCAUCAUCAAAAGUACAAAGACUGACCAUCUUAAUGAACCACUAAGUAACCAGGAAGUCUUAGAUGUGUAUAAAUCAUCAGUGUUUGGUCAAAUCAGGGGAGAUAACUCAUUUAGUCAUGAAGAUAAUUCUGUAUCCAGUCAUAAGGGAGAUAACUCUGUAUAUAACUUGACACCACAGUUAAUUGUGUUAUAUUAUCUGCUGUUGUAUGAGGAUACAGUUCUGAAUCACAUGAAAAUAAUAGUUUCAGGAGACAGAAAAGUAAAGACAUACCCAGAUGGAGUUCUAUCUAAGAUUCCUAUCAAUUUCUUACUACAGCAAGCUCAGAAAAAUCAGCAUCAGUAUCCAGGACUAUUUCCUUCAUUGUUAAAAUUACUGGUCACACAUUAUCCACAUCUAUGUACUAUUGAAGAUUGGUUAGAAGAGAGCUUGACAAUACAGUCAAUAUCACAGGAAAUAUCACCCCUCACUAAGAUAACUAUCACCCUGGAACAGUUUCAACAAGCUAUAGAUGGUUUACCCAUGAGAACAUCAGAAAUGAUUGUAGCCUUACAGACGUUAUUAAGGAUGCCAGUAGAUACCAUAUUACAGUUCUCAGACAAGUUCCUUGGUUGUUUGAUACUAAUUUUAGACACAAGAAUUCCCAGGAAAGUUGUAGACCUUGUCAGGAAGGUCUGGAUCAAACUACAUUCUAUUUCCCCUAGAAGUAUUCGACUGGCUACAGUAAAUGCGUUAAGAGAAAGUAAUAAAAGGGGAGCAGUCAUUACACAGUAUACAGAAAAUGAUGUGACUAUAGACCCACUAAUUAUACUCAGGUGUGAUAACAGGGUAUACAGAUGUCCACCAAUAUUGGAGAUUGUCCUGUGUAUUCUGUCAGCGUACAUGCAGGCUUCUAAGGUCUAUCUACAUAACCACACUCUGGUCAACCCAAUCCUUGACCAUGCCAGUCAGAAUGACCAGGAGAGAAGGGAUCUCAAAAAUGCACUGAUCAUGGCCCAAGAUAGUGCUGUUGUACAAAUACUCUUAGAAUGUUGUCUACCAAAGGAAGAUGAGGAGGAAGAAGGUCUACUUCACAACAGAAGAGAAAUUCAAUGUGUUACAUGCUCAUUCAUCCAUAAAAUAUUUAUUUCUGAUCCACAUCUUGCUAAACUUGUACAUUUCCAGGGUUAUCCAGAAGAAUUACUAAAUAUAACUGUACCAGGGAUUCCUUCCAUGCAUAUCUGUUUAGACUUUGUACCAGAGCUACUGAGUCAACCUCAGAUGAAUAAACAGAUAUUUGCCAUUAAGAUGAUGGCCCAUUUAUGUUGCCAAUAUGCUUUGCCUAAAUCUCUAAAUAUUGCCAAGCUAGCUGUAAAUGUGAUGUUUACAAUGGUUAAUGUGUUGGGAGCUGGUGACAAAUUGGAGUUUUUCCUUGAGACCGUUCCAUAUUUGGUAAAGGUGUGUCAGGCUUUCCCACCAUUGUUUGAGGAUGUGACUUCCCUAUUAUUACAACUUGGUAGAGUCUGUGUUUCUCAGUUAUCAUGUAACAGUAAUAUCAUAGCAACAGAACAGACAGAUUUGAACUUUGAACCCAGCAAAAAGAAAUCAAGAUAUAGUUUACUUUCUCCUGAACUCUCUUUACAAUUUGAGGAACUACACAGCAUAGUCAGACAAACUUUCUCUAAUAUUGUAAAGAAAUCCAUAGUAACAAGGAAUAUCUACUCAUAGUAGUUACCAUAGCAACAACACAUGGAACAUUCCAUCAUGAAAUUUUACUCUGACAUGGAACUACCAUUGUUAUGUGCAAUAUAAAUGUAUUGCAGCUUCAGAAGGAAGAGAGGAUUAGGAAGGGAGGAUUGCUCUCUUUACAGUAAAAAUUAAAAGAUAUUUUUUUAUAAAAAUAUGGAAAUAACUUUAAAAUGUCUUUUGAAUGCAACUUCCUUUUCAAUGAAAACUAAUGAUAAACUA